This is a messenger RNA of Cercospora beticola, 2571 nucleotides long. RefSeq lists its product as uncharacterized. NCBI's taxonomy places the organism in Eukaryota, Fungi, Ascomycota, Dothideomycetes, Mycosphaerellales, Mycosphaerellaceae. The record is from RefSeq and is a predicted model, not a curated record.
AUGGCGCCUGAACGCCCCUCGCCGUACAGGAGCCGCUACCUCCUUUACAAGAAGGGCUCGCAACAAGUGGUAAACUGGCUACAUAAAACCGCCCGUGGCCUCGGCGGACACUCGAAAUCACUCGACAAGUUGUGCGUCGACGAUCUACCAUCUCUUGCCCUGACCAUCAACAACGCGAAGAUCGAAUUGCCGAAGAACAUCGCCUCCACGUUGUCUGACGUGAUCUAUCUCCGACAGAAGGCUCACGAGUGGUAUUCGAGUCUGGCUCGCGACGAUUUCGUUGGCGGCGAUGAUCGUAUUGGAGAUUUCAACAAGAGCCACCGGUACUUCAUCGAGAAACUGAAAGUAGUACGGGCGACACUCGAUCCGACUGGUGCAAAGGCAUCAAAGCACGACGCUUUACAUCAACAGCAGCAACAGCAAGGAGCCUCAGCUCCUGACAUCUCCAACAUGUUUGCCAACCUAGAUCUGGAAGAGCCAUGUGACGGCGCACCUAACUCCGCGACUGGCUCCGCUACCAAGCCCGAGUCCUCGAACAUGACUCCAGACGUCCUAGCUGGAGAACCUGGCGAUGAACGACCAUUCAAGAUAUGGUGCAUGUUGCAAGAUGUUCGCGAUAUUCGAGUCUUUGUGCGAGAAUUGUGGCGCCGAUAUUACGAGGGAGAUUUCACAUUCCCUACUGCUGCUUAUGUUACAGACAUGGCGUUCAGGGCGGUUUCGGACAUCGUCUCCGCGAACGCAGACAAAGCACUGCGCCAUUACGCAGCCAUCGUGGUGUUGAUGGACCUUAAAAUUGGUCAGAGCACGGAUGGCAUCGUCAGCUUUUCCAGUACAAUUGAUGAGGGCGCGAAUGGCUUGGAUGCUGCGGACCUGUACUGUGCCCCAGCCUUCUGCAUCCUUCAAGAGUUUCUCAUCUCUUGUCAAGUCGAUCAUGCAGCCGACUCUCCGCAAAGUGAGGCUCGAUAUUUUCGGCGACAUCCUUUGGCCGUAGCAUUGCGAGGUCUGCAAAGUCAGCUCAAGCUUUUGGCAGGAACCCACUACGAAUCUGGCUAUUUGGGACCCCUGGCUCUUGAUCAGUUCACGUAUAACAUUCUCAGUAUUUGCAAGUACGGCGUUAUCCGGACUGCGACAGUUGUACAAUGCCAGAUGUACCUGGAUGUGUACGAUGCGCUCGGGCAGCAGACUACUUCUGUGACAAGCAUGCUACGUCCAGUGGCAGCCUCAGUGGACAAAACAUUUGACGACUAUGCGCAGACACGGUCGCCGCGCUUUCAAGCAUGUAUCGAGAAAGACAGCAAGUACCUACGGGAAUUGACCAAGAUCUCGCGCGAGGACAGAUUUCCAGGCGCACAACUCCGUGAUGCUUGCAAGCCCAGUUCUCUUUUCGCAGUUCUUCCAGUCUUGGCGGGGACGUACCUGCAUGAACUGCUCAGGCACGCAACUUCGCACUCGAUCAGAUGCGUAAACAGCAGCUUCGAAACUAUUGGAGCCGCCUAUUUGUACGCCGCCAUGAAAGGCACGCCCAAGUGGGAAGCUAUGGAUUUACUCCUCGACCAGCAUCAGAGCUACGCGCCGCAAGCAUCGUCACUUUACAAACUCACCCGCAACUUCGAACAAGCUGUUGGGGCCAACAAGAUGGCUUGUCGCCGUCCAGCGGGCAAAGGUUUACCCAAUUCUGCCGCUGCCGCCAGAACCUUGUUGGAUUUCCCCUAUUUUGAACAAGCUGUCGUGCUGAACACUGAGAAGAUCCAAGAGAGCGAAAAACCAGAUCAGUUUCCAGGCAUGCUCUACGAAGCUGUUCGUCUCCGCCGAGGAAAGAGUCUCACGUCUCGGGCAAGUAGCAAGAGCUCGGUAGAUCUUCUUUCAGCUUUUGCCGAAGUCCUGAUCGAAGACGAGGGAAAAUUGAGGAUCAAUUACCUGGCCCUCUCAGCGCGCUGCCAAAGUCUGCUGAACGUCAUCACGUACGGCUUCAGAUCCCACCUGCAGGACUUACUUGCCAAUUCGAACAGCGCAGGGCUUUCCCAUCAAAAUGUUGUGCACGCCAUUCUACGAGAGGCGUCCGACUCCGCCAGUGCUCAUUCGAGCAACGCAGCGAACAGAACGUCAACUACAAUUCUCGAGGAAUUGGAUCUGUACUUUGAGACCUUCAUCGAAUUGGAGGGGAGAGUAGGGAUGUCCGCUACGCCUUUUGGUAACUGCAUCAUGAACCAAAACAAGCCCUGCGACCGCUGGACCUGGGGAGGGGAUGAUCGGCCAGGGUACAUCAAAGACAAGAAAAUUUUCGGACCAGAGACUUUUUUGGAUUGUGAAAUUCGUAAGGCCGAGCAAACGGCAGAAGCCGUCUGCAGACUGGCUGUACAGCAGUGGGACUUUGAACGCUGCAAAGGGACAGAAGGUACUCUGAUGGAACAGAAAUUGCAAGAGAUCGAAAGCUGGGGCAAUUCCGAAUUCUUGAAAGCUGGAAUUGCUGUUAAGCUGAGGAGACUUCAAUACUCGUCGAAUGGGGACUAUCUGGGCUUUCAGCCAGUGUUCUGCCAGGAGGCUUUCGAUUUGUUGAACAAGGAAGAGUAA